AGAGGCAGAAUGUCCACACUACAACACACCGCUGCUUUUACCUUAGUCGUGAUUUGCCUGUGUGGAGCUCAGACGACCCAACGAGAGGGAGUGGAGGGAGGUAUAGAGAGGAGGCUGCUGCUGGAUGCUCUGAAAAUGGGAAUCCUGAGCUCUCUGGGGAUGGAUGAGGCCCCGAAUGUCAAGAAGAGGGCCUCGCAAACAGAGCUAUGGGAGAUGGAAAGACUUUACCAGGAGAAACUUAGUGAGCUUGGGCUGAAUACAAGUCGAAGUAACGCGAGGUCCACACUGCUUCUGCCACACAGAGUGUACAAGCUCCAACCUGGACAUCGGCGACUCCAGCGUAGACUCCCUUUCCACUGGCACAGGGCAGAGUUCACAGAGAGGCCCAGUAUACAAGAGAAACUAUCUUUGAUCCGCGCCGAUCUCUACAUGUCCAGACAAGUUCUGGGCAAAGCUGCGGCAAGGGUCAAAGUUCACAUGCAAGGUUCCAAUUCAACCAAACACGCAGUAUGGAGAGACAGCUCAAUGAACAGGGAUAUGUCGCAAAGUUUAGUAUUGGACAUUAGAGCAGAGGUGCAAAAGUGGAUCCGGGAUGAUAGUGGGCCCCUGGUGGUGGACGUGCGACAUAAAGGAGCUGAUUAUAAUUUUAAUAUUUCUCUUAAGUUGACGCAAAAACACAACAUUUCAAGAACUACUCGCUCCAACAAGGAAGCAGAAUGCGACGAGCUAGAUUUGUGCUGCCGUCAAUCGAUGACAGUGUCCUUUAAAGACAUUGGGUGGACGGAUUGGGUAGUAGCUCCGUCAGAAUAUACGAUGCAUUUUUGCCAUGGUUCGUGCCCACAUAACUACAUGCCUGCUAGUAUGCACACUCAGGUCAAGUCCAGACUGGCACAGAUCUCCAAAGGGGGCAUCUCACGACCCUGCUGUGUCCCAUCCGCCUACCAGCCCAUGGUGCUAAUGCAUUACGAUAGCCACGGCAAGCUUAAGCUAACACCAUUUGAAGAUCUCAUAGUCAGCAAAUGUCACUGUGCUUGAUGUCAACUGUAUAUUUUGAUGUUUAGGGUAAUGAUUUUGACAAGACAGAUAACUGCCGUAACCAGCCAGAGCCUCUUUAUUUUUUGUUAGAGGUGUCUUUGAACUGGUGACUUAUUGGUUGGUGGGCAAAUCGUAGUUAGCUCAUGCUAAUGCUAAUGGUUGGCUUCAACUGUGUGCACUUAAAGUACAUAUGACAGAUUACACAACACAUUUCAUCAAAAUGUAGUUAACAUGAUUACAUUUGAGAUUUUACCUAGGUUUCCACAAUUUUUGCAAAGUUUUAAAUUUGAAUUCCUGGCUGGAAGUGGGCAGCAGAUGUGUCACAUCUGCUCAGGUAAAUCCAUAACUGUCACCUAGCAACCAUAAAGUUAGCAAGGACAAACACUUGUCUAGAUUACAUAAUAGUUAUGAUUAGGCUAAUAAAAAUACUCUGUGUUGAUGACAGAUACAAGGGAUUGUAUUUUACAACACUUUGCUACUUCCUGUAUUUUUUGUAAAUUUUUACCACAGGGAGUGUGCCACCAAACCAGGUCACAAUCAGAAAACAUGAACACGUGUCAUAUGCACUUUAAAUCAAUGAAACAACAAAAGAAAAUAAUACCUAAUUAACAAUGUGUUUUUCAAUGGC
Periophthalmus magnuspinnatus is the source of this 1663-nucleotide messenger RNA. Its product is annotated as inhibin beta C chain. Gene Ontology annotation, cellular component: extracellular region. Bases 10 to 1035 code for a protein of 341 amino acids. Lineage: Eukaryota; Metazoa; Chordata; Actinopteri; Gobiiformes; Gobiidae. Gene Ontology annotation, biological process: SMAD protein signal transduction. The transcript has 2 exons. Gene Ontology annotation, molecular function: cytokine activity; growth factor activity. The record is from RefSeq and is a predicted model, not a curated record.